This is a messenger RNA of Archocentrus centrarchus (flier cichlid), 445 nucleotides long. Its product is annotated as histone H2B 1/2-like. Lineage: Eukaryota; Metazoa; Chordata; Actinopteri; Cichliformes; Cichlidae. The transcript has a single exon. The record is from RefSeq and is a predicted model, not a curated record. Gene Ontology annotation, molecular function: DNA binding; protein heterodimerization activity; structural constituent of chromatin. The coding region runs from base 3 to 377 and encodes 124 amino acids. Gene Ontology annotation, cellular component: nucleosome.
ACAUGCCUGAACCCGCCAAGUCUGCGCCCAAGAAGGGCUCCAAGAAAGCCGUGACCAAGACCGCCGGCAAAGGAGGCAAGAAGAAGAGGAAGACCAGGAGGGAGAGCUACGCCAUCUACGUGUACAAGGUGCUGAAGCAGGUGCACCCCGACACCGGCAUCUCCUCCAAGGCCAUGAGCAUCAUGAACUCGUUCGUCAACGACAUCUUCGAGCGCAUCGCUUCCGAGGCCUCUCGCCUGGCUCACUACAACAAGCGCUCCACCAUCACCUCCAGGGAGAUCCAGACCGCCGUGCGCCUCCUGCUGCCCGGUGAGCUGGCCAAGCACGCCGUGUCCGAGGGCACCAAGGCCGUCACCAAGUACACCAGCUCCAAGUAAACUCUCCCGCUCUCUCCCAUCAACACAACGGCUCUUUUCAGAGCCACACACCUCAAUCUAAGCGCACA